UGCGGCGGGGCGGGGUUUUGGGUUGGAAAACAUAAAUUCGGGCUCUGGGGGGGUGCGAGCGCUGCUGGAUCCCCGGAGUGCUCCUGCCGGUCCUCCCGGGCUCGCCCUUCCAGCGUGUCCCGGUGCCCCCCCGCCCUGCGGGGUCACGGUUGCUGUACCGUGGCCGUGCUGUUCCUGGCAUGUGCCCGCUUGUCAGGGAUUGCCAAGUCGCUUUGGGGACUCUGUUCCUGGGAGUAGCCAUCCAUGAGUUAUUUUCAGAGCCAGUGCCCCCGGAGCUGGGCGUGCCCCGAAGUGCGGUGCCGCUCCCGCCUCGGUGCCGCUGCCAUCGCAGGCAGCAUCUUGUGCCCUUCCAGCUCAUAUUUAGAACUCUCCCCUGGGUCUCCUUUGUAACCGCCUCCUCUGAUUUCCCCACGAUUACAGGAUUUCUGCAUUUAGGUGGCCUUAGGACUGCUUUGUACAAUUAUAUCUUUGCCAAAAAGCACCAAGGGACCUUUAUUUUAAGAGUGGAGGAUACAGAUCAGAAUCGAGUGGUGCCUGGAGCUGCAGAAGGAAUAGAAGAUAUGUUGAACUGGGCAGGUAUUCCCCCGGACGAGAGCCCCGGGCGGGGCGGCCCCGCCGGGCCCUACGUGCAGUCGCGGCGGCUGGAGCUGUACGGGCAGGCCAGCGCGGCGCUGCUGGCCAGCGGGGCCGCCUACCGCUGCUUCUGCAGCCCGCAGCGCCUGCAGCUGCUCCGCAGGGACGCGCUGCGCAGCCAGCAGACCCCGCGGUACGACAACCGGUGCCGGCACCUGACGGCCACAGAGGUGGCCCAGAAGCUGUCCCAGGGCCUGGACUGUGUCAUCCGCUUCCGCCUGGAGAAGGGCGUGGAGCCCUUCCAGGACCUGGUCUACGGCUGGAACAAGCACGAGGUGGCGGAGGUGGAAGGUGACCCCGUGAUUCUCAAGGGGGAUGGCUUCCCCACGUACCACCUGGCCAACGUGGUCGAUGACCACUACAUGGGCAUCACCCACGUCCUGCGUGGCACCGAGUGGCUGGCUUCGACUUCCAAGCACCUGCUUCUCUACAAGGCCUUUGGCUGGGAGCCGCCUCAGUUUGGCCACCUGCCGCUGCUGCUGAACAAGGACGGUGGCAAGCUGUCCAAGAGGCAGGGGGACAUCUUCCUGGAGCGCUUUGCUCGGGAUGGCUUCCUGCCAGAGGCACUGCUGGACAUCAUCACCAACUGCGGCUCGGGCUUCGCAGAGAAGCAGAUGGGGAGGACUCUGGAGGAGCUGAUCUCCCAGUUUGAAGUAGGCAGAAUUACAACUCACUCUGCUCUCCUGGACCUUGAAGCGCUCCCAGAAUUCAACAGGAUUCACCUCACCCGUCACAUUGAGAACCAAGGGCUGCGCCAGAAGCUGGUCAGGGAGCUGCAGGGGCUGGUGGAGCUCAUCUAUGGGGAUCAGCAAGUGGAUCCAGAUGUUCUAGAAAAUGAAUUUGUGGAGCGAGUCCUUCUGCUGAGAAAAGGUCACAUAAGCCUCCUGAAGGAUCUGGUGUCAAGUGAUUACUCCUACCUGUGGGUCAGGCCCUCGGUGUCCCGGCAGCAGCUACAAACAAUUUCUGCAGAAGUAGAUAAAAUAGGAAAACUGGUCUUAGGGCUCCUGACAAGGCCAGCAGCUGCCUUGACUGUGGAGGAGUUGAACAAAGAGCUGAGAAGUGUGCAGAAGCAAACCAGGGAGACCAAGUACAGCAGCAUGAUGCAGCUCCUGCGCCUGGCGCUCAGCGGGCGGCAGCACGGCCCGAGCGUGGCAGAGAUGAUGGUGACCCUGGGAGCUGAGGAGGUGUGUGGCCGCAUACACAGAGCCCUGGCCAGCUGACAGGGACGCCGGUGACGCUGCCAUGCCACGCACUGGGGUGGUGCAGGUGGCACCUGCGUGAUCAGCUCUGAGCAGACGAGCUGGGCUUCAGGCCAGGCAGGUGUCUGGGCUGGUCCCACGUCUGUAGGAACCUGCACUAACCUCAAACCACUUCGUUUGGGAGAGGAACCAAGUCCAGAUUCAACUCUGUCCUGCCGUCGCCUUGUGCAAGGAGCCUGCUUGGCAGGGCGGGAGAAGACUACACGUAUCAGCAUUUAAAUUCAGACCAUGUGGACAGAAAGUAACUGAACUGCUGAAAGCAACAGAUUCUUUUUGGAGAGGGCCUACAGCUACACAACGUGGUUCCCCAAUAAAUACAGAGGGGGGUAUUUUUAUAUAUUUAUAUAUAUAUGUAUGUAUAUUAUAGCUGUUGCCCUCUUAGCUACCCUGGUGUCCUACCAGGCUCAGUGAGCUGCUCAGAGGGGGCUUUCCUGUGUACUGUGUCAUGCACGUGGUUCUGCUAAAAACACCUCUGAUCAGGAGAUUGGGAUGUUUUAUCCUCUUUUGUCUGAUGCCCUUUUAAUUAUUAAAUCAGUGUGGUGAGUUGGA
This is a messenger RNA of Serinus canaria (Common canary), 2441 nucleotides long. RefSeq names its product glutamyl-tRNA synthetase 2, mitochondrial (gene EARS2). The transcript is spliced from 8 exons. Lineage: Eukaryota; Metazoa; Chordata; Aves; Passeriformes; Fringillidae. The record is from RefSeq and is a predicted model, not a curated record. Bases 180 to 1853 code for a protein of 557 amino acids. Gene Ontology annotation, molecular function: glutamate-tRNA ligase activity; ATP binding; tRNA binding. Gene Ontology annotation, biological process: glutamyl-tRNA aminoacylation.